Anoplopoma fimbria (sablefish) is the source of this 2172-nucleotide messenger RNA. RefSeq names its product PRELI domain containing 3A (gene prelid3a). The transcript has 6 exons. NCBI's taxonomy places the organism in Eukaryota, Metazoa, Chordata, Actinopteri, Perciformes, Anoplopomatidae. Gene Ontology annotation, molecular function: phosphatidic acid transfer activity. Gene Ontology annotation, cellular component: mitochondrial intermembrane space. The record is from RefSeq and is a predicted model, not a curated record. Gene Ontology annotation, biological process: phospholipid transport. Bases 143 to 664 code for a protein of 173 amino acids.
AAUGUUUUCUUCCUGUUGGUCCUGUGACGUGGGGAUCAGAGGAGCACAUCGUGCAAUUUUACGUAAGGUUGAGAUGAGGAUGCGAUCUCCGGACUCUCUUCAUUGAUGGUGUUACCCAUGGGAGACGGUGAUCAAGGCUGCCAUGAGGAAGUACCCGAACCCUAUGAACCCUAACGUGGUCGGGGUGGACGUGCUGGACCGCAGUCUGGAUACAGAGGGACGCCUGCACAGCCACAGACUUCUCAGCACAGAGUGGGGCCUCCCAGGCAUUGUGCGAGCUAUACUGGGGACCAACUAUACGCAGACGUAUGUGAAGGAACACUCCAUAGUGGACCCAGAGGAGAAAAAGAUGGAGCUGUGCUCAACGAAUAUCACUCUCACCAACCUGAUUUCAGUGGAUGAAAGGCUUCUUUACAGACCACACCCAGACAACCCAGAUGUUACCGUUUUGACCCAGGAGGCCAUCAUCACAGUCAAGGGAGUGAGUCUAAGCAGUUACCUGGAGGGGAUGAUGGCUAGGAGAAUGUCAGCUAAUGCCAGGAAGGACUGCAGUUCUACAGUGACGACUACUUUACCCUCUUUACACCUCAUAAACCACCAGGGAUUCUCAGCAUCUUGGGAAACUCUGCAGUUGGUUCUCAUAUCGCCAUGCACUGGAAGCUAAGACUGAAAGGGAAAUGAUGCCAAAGCUGAAUGGUUACAGAGCUGGAUUAAAGGGUUGUGGAUCCGGUAGGCGUUGCUCAACCAUGAGCAUACCAGACUUUACUGGUUUGAAUAUAGUAUUACUACAACACAUUUCCUUUACUCUCAUGUCAUAUCUUCGUGUACCCUGGAAGAGAUUCAGAGGAGGGAAUCAGCACGUACAUGUACACAUUUUUAAAGAAACAAGUAAUGGUACUAUGACAAUAUGCAAAAAAACAUCAUAUCUUUUCAUUUGAACUAAUGUCAUUCCUCACUGGUGACUCCUAUGGCAGGAGUUCAAAUCUGAAGUAUGUAUUGGUGCUUAUUAUGUGUUUUAAGACGCACAAACUGUAGAUGAUUGAUUGCAUGAUAUCAGUUUAAAAAGAGGGGGGAGUAAGAAAGAAAAAAAAAUGUCGAAAAUAGAUAUACAUUUGCUAAUGCAGCUUUAGGUAGGUAUUCAAAGUAAUUAUAUUGUUUAUCUUAACAACAUCAAAAAAGAUGGGAAUGUACCAUUAAAAUUACCUUCUUUGUCGGCUUGCUAAGCAAAAGUAUGUAAUGUUUUUGAUUUUAAAAAUCUGGGCAAUAUUGCCUUAAACCAGCAGAUUUGUAACUGGGUUCAUGAUGAAGAUACGGAUUACAUGUUCGGCUUUUGUGAUCAGUACAGUAAAACGUCUUUGUGGGCAGAAUUGCCACUUUUAUAUGGCCUUAAAUGAUGCCUGUGUAUUUUUGCCAUUAUAUUUAUUUGGCAGCUGUAUCAUUCAUGCCUUUACCAGUAAUACACGACACUUCCAAAUGUUGAACCUCUCUUUUAAAAGCUACCUUUACACCGCAGUUCUGUUUGUGCAACACUGCAGUGGAAAGAUAAACACAAUUACAUUGAUCAUAUUUCUUGGUAAAAUUAAUAAUAUUUACAUAAUAUUUGUAUAAAUAUUAUUUAUUUUAAAACGUUGUGUAAAAAUCAGUAAAUUAUUACAUUGUUUAUAUUGUCUGAAUGCACGCUAAAAGAGUUUCAUUUGCUUUUUUUACUUCAACUGUUACUGCUGCAACAAUUAAAACAAAAAUGAGAUUUUGAAACUUGAACACAAGUGUUUGUUGUUCAGGCAGCUCAAUGUUUAACAGCCUAGUGUUAUUAUAUAGCAGGACUGCCUAAUUCACACUAAUUCCCCACAGCCCUUUGUAGUUUAAAGACACUACAGAGGUCCGCUAUGGUUGGGGAAUGUCAUUGAUUUUGUUUUUUGUGUUUCAUCAUCCAAAUACUGUUUGAUUCCUCUGCUCCAGAUAGAAACACUCAGGUAUGAACAGUGAUGGAAAAUCUGAGGCAGAGAAAAUAUCAUCUAUCAUGGAGAUGGUUUGAUGUCCUGAUGACAAGCAGAACUCAUUCCUAGAUCAUUUUUAUAAACUACUAGCAUGCAGUUUGUCAUUUGUCCAGUAGAGAGCACUAUUUUUCUGUUACCAGCAGCCAUGCUUCCUGCUCACCUAUAGAAAGAAGCC